UCCACUCUCAGUUUAACGCCUCGUUGUAAAAUGGUCUAAAGCAGUACGUGCGCAUCGCUGUUGAAGCCACACAUGCUUUUUAAAAUGUUAUUGUUCAUGUUCUGGGCGCAUGUUUCUGUGCUGCAUGUGCUGUAAAUAAGAUAGCUCUUGAUUAUCUAAAUAUGGAGUAAUUAGAGUCAUUAGCUAAGUAGCUGAAUGUGAAUGUACAGGUCGGCGCUCUUCGGGGCGCCUCAUUAUGCAGGCGCAUUAAAAGAAAGCAGUGGGGGUCAAAUGGGUGGUUAAGGGCACGGACAAAAAGAGGGGCAGGGACUGAGAGGAGGGAUUCAAAUUUUAAGUGGUUUGUUGCCCCCAUUGUCAGAGGGUAUAUAGCCCGCACACCAAACUCCACGAACGUUUGGAGAGGUGGCGUCACCGAGAAGCUGCUUGAAGAACCGAAGGCAGAGACUUUGGAUUGCACCAUGGCCUCUUCAACCUGCAUUUGGAUUGUUUCAUUUCUCAUCACAGCGACGACAAGUAACUUUGGAGUAUUUGGUCGCGCGGUGGACACGCUGGAAUUUCUGUCACAGUUGUCCAAAACUCCGCACGAAUCCCCCGAACCAGCUUUACGCACGGCGGCGUCUCGGAGGAGGAUCGCGGAGGCGCACCGGGAGCGAUGCGCAGAGCUGACGGCACCUUGGCUGAAAAAUAUGCAACAAGCUCCCAGUGAUAAUGGAACACUGUUGCAGCUCCGUGUUCGUCCAUUUUCACCUGGAUCCUCACGGGGUUUGGUUUUUCCGGGAAAAUCUCUUUUCAACUUUAUGCGGCGGGUUUAUCGCUGCUGUCAGGAAGGAGUGAACUGCAGGAGCGUUAAAGGGAUUCAAGGCCUACUGAGAGCAGAUGCAGGCGUGGAGAUUGUCCUCACCAGGGAGAUUUUAUCACUGAUAGUUAGAAGAGCUGAGCUUCACCUUCACCUCUUCAACCCACAACAUCUGGACAUCCGCCCCAUGCUUCCAUCCAUGGCAAAGCGCAGCCUUCCUACGAGGUUCAGUCUGGGGUCUCGGGGUGAUGUGGUGGAGCUCAGAGUGGAUCUGCUGUUCCUUUUCCAUAGUCUGCAGGAGGUUUGGGGUGGCGCUGAACGCAGUGUCAGCUUGGUAAACAUGCGACGUGUGGGAUUUUUCUCCAACAGGGAUCCACUGGGUGAAAAGCCCUCUUUAACAGCUCUGAAGCAUGCAGACGGUGAUGGGUGGGGGGAUGGGGUGGCCAACACGCUGCCUGAUCUAGACCUGGGCUUGUUUCUGAGCUGCAGUCAGGCUGGAUCGGAGGUUUCCUGUGGAGCUGGAGGUGUUCACCUCUCACACAUUCCUUUCAUGGCUUUCUACCACAGAUGACGUUGAAGUCAGGACUUGAUUGUGUUCUGUAUGGGAACAUUUUGUCUGUUCAGUCUAACUAAAAAAAGACCGACAGCUGUCUCAAAACCUAAAAGGAAAUAAUGCACUUCAAUGUAAAAUCUAUUAAUUUAUAAAUGUGUUGCAAGCUUUAUAUUAAUGUGUAAAUUGUAAAUAUGGCAUAAUGUAAGUUUAUUGCGCUAUUCUUUGGUUAUUAAAACUCUAACAAUGGCUCAUG
Molecule: messenger RNA, 1602 nt
Organism: Acanthochromis polyacanthus (spiny chromis)
Lineage: Eukaryota; Metazoa; Chordata; Actinopteri; Pomacentridae
Exons: 3
Coding region: 459-1367 (302 amino acids)
Source: RefSeq, a predicted model, not a curated record